AUGGCCUCUAGUUCCAAGCCAGAGGGCAGCAUGCUCUGGGGUGGUCGAUUCACCGGUGGCCUCGAUCCUCUUAUGGUCAAGUACAACGAGAGCAUCUUCUUCGAUCGUGUGCUCUACAAGCAGGACAUCCUUGGCAGCAUCGCCUUUGCCCGCGCCAACGCCAAGAACGGUAUCAUCACCCAGGAGGAGUUUGAGGAGCUCGAGAAGGGUCUUCUCCAGGUCCAAAACGAGUGGGAGACUGGCACCUUCACCAUCAUCUCCGGCGUCGACAUCAUUGGCAAAAAUGUCGCCGGCAAGCUCCACACCGGCCGCAGCCGCAACGAGCAGGUUGUCUGCGACAUGCGCAUGUGGCUCCGCGAUGAGCUUCGCAAGAUUGACGACCAGCUCACCAGCUUCUUGAAGUUGACGGCUGCCCGUGCCGAGAGCGAGAUCAAUUACAUCAUGCCCGGGUACACCCACCUGCAGCGCGCUCAGCCCGUCCGCUGGAGCCACUGGAUGCUCUCCUACGGCUUCGCCUUUGCCAACGACCUCGAGCGCCUCCGUGAGGUUAUCAAGCGCAUCAACCGAAGCCCUCUCGGGUGCGGUGCCCUUGCUGGCAACCCCUUCGGCAUCGACCGUGACAUGAUGGCCGAGGAGCUGGGCUUCGAGGGUAUCCUGUGGAACUCCAUGGGCGCUGUUGCCGACCGUGACUUCGUCCUACUCCACCGCCGAGUUCGGUUUCGUUCGCCUCGCCGAUGCCUACUCCACAGGCAGCUCGCUCAUGCCCCAGAAAAAGAACGCUGA
Messenger RNA from Ilyonectria robusta, 783 nucleotides. Its product is annotated as argininosuccinate lyase. Bases 1 to 783 code for a protein of 260 amino acids. Lineage: Eukaryota; Fungi; Ascomycota; Sordariomycetes; Hypocreales; Nectriaceae. Gene Ontology annotation, molecular function: argininosuccinate lyase activity. The transcript has 3 exons. The record is from RefSeq and is a predicted model, not a curated record. Gene Ontology annotation, cellular component: cytosol.